Molecule: messenger RNA, 3641 nt
Organism: Cherax quadricarinatus
Lineage: Eukaryota; Metazoa; Arthropoda; Malacostraca; Decapoda; Parastacidae
Product: Matrix metalloproteinase 1
Biological process (GO): proteolysis; collagen catabolic process; extracellular matrix organization
Cellular component (GO): extracellular matrix
Molecular function (GO): zinc ion binding; metalloendopeptidase activity
Source: RefSeq, a predicted model, not a curated record
AUGAGGAGUCAGGUGAGCGUUGAGUGUCAGUGCGAGUGGUGUUAGCACUUGGACGCUUACAAUAAGACACUCUACGCCCUCAACACAUUUAUUUUGGAUUAAAGCGUGACGGGACACUGAAGGAAGGCUGUGUACAGUUGGCUCUAGCGACCUUAGAAUCAUGGCGACUUUGACUAAAGUUUUAGGAGUAAUGGUUCUAGCAGCCGUGGUAUCAACUCAGCCAGUCAAAGUUUCCAUCAGUGGCACUAAUUCAGCCCUGAUUUACUUGACCAAGUUUGGAUACAUGGAUCCAGCUGUCACUAAUCCACAAUCAGGGGCCCUCAUUUCCGGAGAUACGGUUCGAAACUCUAUCAUGGAAUUCCAGGCAUUUGCUGGGCUGAAUCAGACUGGGGAGCUGGAUAAUAUCACUCUUGAGAUGAUGAACAUGCCCCGUUGUGGUGUUAAGGACAAAGUUGGUUUCGGUGCCAAUGCAAGAAAGAAGCGCUAUGCUCUUCAAGGUUCUAGAUGGCGUGUGAAAGAAAUUACUUACAAGAUCACGAAGUACCCAAAAGCCCUUCUCCAGAAUGAUGUUGACAGAGAGAUUAAAGCUGCAUUUAAGGUAUGGGAAGAUGUGACUGAUUUAACUUUCACAGCUUCAUCUUCUGGAAAGGUUCAUAUUGAGAUUCGUUUUGAACGAGGGGAACACGGUGAUGGUGACCCCUUUGAUGGUCCUGGUGGCACACUGGCUCAUGCUUACUUUCCUAUUUAUGGUGGUGAUGCUCACUUUGACGAUACUGAAGCUUGGACGAUAAAGUCUUACAGAGGCACAAACUUGUUCCAAGUAGCAGCACAUGAAUUUGGUCAUUCACUUGGUCUCUCCCAUUCUGAUGUACAGUCUGCUCUCAUGGCUCCUUUCUACCGGGGAUAUGAACCCAGUUUUAAAAUGGAUGAAGAUGACAUCAGUGGCAUCCAGGCACUGUAUGGAGUAAAGUCUGCCCGGCCUACCCCAGCCACUCAGAAGCCACCUACCUCAGGUAGUGGAGGACGUGGUGGAUCAGCAGCAGGUGGCUCCCUUUGUAUGGAUGCAUCUAUUGAUGCUAUUGUUACUAUGUCUGAUAAGGAGACCUAUGUAUUCAAAGGAUCAGAGUAUUGGAAACUCGUUGAUGAUGGUGUUGCAAGUGGUUACCCAAAAUCAAUUGCUCGAGAUUGGGAGGGUCUGCCCUCUAAUCUUGAUGCUGCCUUUACAUGGACAAAUGGGAAGACUUACUUCUUCAAGGGAGGUGAAUAUUGGCGGUACACAGAUCUGGUAAGAGACCCAGGCUAUCCUAAGUCAAUUGACAAAGGUUUUGCUGGAAUACCCAACAAUGUGGAUGCAGCCUUUGUAUGGUCUGGAAAUGGCAAAAUCUAUUUCUUAAAGGAUAAUCACUACUGGCGAUUUGAUCCUACCCAGCGCCCUCCUGUGAAAGAAAGCUAUCCUAAAGAUAUAUCUAACUGGGAAGGUCUUCCUAAUAAUAUAGAUGAUGCUCUCCAGUACUCAAAUGGAUAUACAUACUUCUUUAAGAAUGGACAGUAUUGGAGGUUUAAUGAUCGAGCCUUCCGUGUAGAUACUGCCGACCCACAAUUCCCUCGCCCUGCAGGCUUUUGGUGGUUUGGUUGUCCUGCUUCAGAAUCCCAGAUCACUCGAGAAUCCCAUAACAAACGAGGAGAUGCGCCACCAUCAGGUGAAGUAGACAGUCAAGAUGGUACCUUUGAUGCUGCUGGGUCAAAUGAUGAUUUAGACUCCAACAUAGUACCUCGAGUAGCAGGUUCCAUACACAGUGGCGCCACCUGCAGUGCCCUCGCCCAGCCAUUAAGUCUUAUCCUAACACUCUUUGCUACACUCCUGCUUAAGAUGUGAAGUGGAAGCAUGUGAAGUACGGAAUACACAAAGGUGAUUUUAAAGAACAUACUGUAUAUCCUGCAGUAAUUCUAUUAGUUCAAAUUUAACAAUUAUAUGGAAUAUGUUGCUUUAUCAAGACAUGAAAAAUCAGUAAAUGUGCACUUGCAAUAUAAUUCUCAUUAAGUUCUGCAAAAAAAAAAAAAAAAAAAGUUUCUAUAUAAAAUGAAUUAGUUUUCAUCUUUUUGUUGGUCAUCAUUGAUGACCACUCAUUGUAUGGGCAGAAAAAAUGUUGGCUCCCUUGAUAUUCAGUAAGUCUUUAUUAUUUUUAUUUUUACAAUAUAAUUUAUACAAAAAAGUACUAAAUGCAUAUGGAAGUUCAGUAACCAUGUAAUUUUAUAAAUAUUUAUUAUGACUAUUAUGGUACAUACUAUAAUUUGACUGGCAAGUCCAUAAAAUUGGCUUUUUUUAUUUUUCAUAAUUCAAAAAUACAGUAUACUGUAAUAAGUUUUUAAUAAUUAAAUUUAUAUAGUAAUAUUGCUUUGGCAUCUUCAUUCAUGAUUAUGAAUAUACAAUAUUUUCAACAAUCCCAGAUUAAACAUAUAUUGUAACUUUUUAAAUGAAAAUUCUAUUUUGCAUCCAUGCAGUAAUGUUCAUUCAUCGUGUCUGUAUGGAAAGAUAAAACUACAGACCUGUUAGUAAGGUGCCUUGAUGAAUGCAAGGGGCUCUUAAUCUAAGUAACUGGACUUGUUUUCCCCUUAAAUGGAUCAAACCUGAAUGGUUCUCAUUCCUUAGCAACAAAUGGCCCUUGUAUUCUUAGUGUUUGCCAGUUACAAUAAAAAUACAAACUUGGUUUGUUGCUUAAGUGUACAAACUGAAAUUUUAGAAGUACAAUUCUGGUUACUGAAGAAUUACAUCAGCAUUGAUGUUACUGAUAAAUUUUAUUUCUAAGAAUCUUUUUUAUGCUCAUACUACAAAAAAUAUGUAUUGAUAGUCCAAUGAAAAAGUAUAAUUAAUAAUUGCUCUUUAUACAAGAAAAUUGUAAUCACUUAAUUAGAUUUCUUAAAUUGCUUUUAAUCUCUCUCACUCUCUCUCUCUCUCUCCAAUUUUGUGUCCAGAAUAUAUUACUUACAGGUAAUAAUUUGUAGGGCAUUUGUAAUUCAACCCAUUGAAUUGUACAUGUGCAUGUUAAUUCUUAUAUGUAUCAUAUUGUUAGCUAGUCACUAGUAACUAGUGACUUAAUUAUUAGUGUAUGAGGUAAACAUUACAUGCAUUACUCAGCAUGUGGAGUUUGUAAUUGAAUGUGGAUAUUUUUCAGUGAUGGAAUGUCCCAACUCAUUGUGUGUAUAAAUUUCUUAUAAAAAUUGAUACUGAUCUCUGAAUGUCUGCUGGUUAUGUAUUAAGUCCAUUUCUGAAAUUAUCAGUACUGUACCUGUAUAUGACACUUUAUUGUUGAGGAUGUCUCUCUCCUCUUGUGAUGCCAAUUUUCAGGUUGGUGACGAAUACCCAUUGUAUUUAUGACUGUUUAAUUGAUAAACAACAUAAUUCCUCAAGGCAUUAGCUUUGUUUGUAUGCAACAAAACACUAAGUUAUUGAUAGUCAUGUAAGAAUGCAAUUUUAUAUAAUGUGUAUAUAUUUGUACAGAUAUCAUUAAUAGGGUUUUUUCACUUAUUUUCAAUAUAGUUUGUUAAAUCAUCUUCCUAUCUUGUUUUUGUUGGUAUUUAUUCUCUAACUGCAUUUUUUUUUCUUGGUAAAUUACCCUAUUUAUGAAUAAAACUUUUUUAUA